GAAAAAGAGGGGAGAGAGGAGAGAGGGGGGAGGCAGAAUGGCAGCCGUACAGUGCACCAAAUGCACUGCCGAAAGGAAAUGUUUUCGGCGGGAACUUGAUUCUUGGAGACACAGGCUGAUACAUUGCGUUGGGUUUGAAAGUAUUCUGGAGGGGAUCUAUGGCCCUCUGCUGCUGAGAGACCUCAGUUUAUUUGAUGAUUCUGUAUUGUGGACCUACGUUGGAAGCUGCGUGAUCCUUCCUGGAAAAUUGCGAAUGCAUGAUCAUGGGUCCUUUUGUCUUUCAGACUGUGAACCCAACGAGGUGGAUGACUGGUCCCCUGAAGCGAGCUGUUCAUUCUGCAGCCUUCCCCUGGACAAACUCAGUGAUCAAGUUCAUGCAGGCACUUCGCCGCUAUCUUCCCCCUCCGACUACUCUCCUUGUCAGGCCCCAAUCACCUCCGAGAGCAGCCAGUCAGCUCACAGGUUCCUCCAGGCCGUGUUUCAGAAGAAAGAUGUGCCCCUGGCCUGUGAUUCCAACAUACCUCUGAUUGCCCAGGAGCUGAUGAGGAAGAUGAUACAUCAGUUUGCGCUGGAGUACGCGUCCAAGUGCGUACUCCACACUAACGCCAAUGGUGUCACGAGGACCUCGUCGCCUGCGUCAGAAACGUCAGAUGCUCCUCUGGACCUCACAGUAAGCCGAGCACAGGACGAGAAAGAGAGUGAACCUGGACCAGAUGGCGUGCUGGACCUCUCCAACCGUAACCCGGCCUGCUCCGCAACGUCCUCCUCCUCCUCAUCAUCUAAUCACAAAGCAUCAGGCUCCUUGCUGCCAUUGUUGACAGAAGAUCUGGGACUACGAGGGACUAGGUUUCGUCAGAGUUCGGCGUUGGCUGCUGUUCUCAGUUCUCUCUGCCUGACCCACCAAUCCUUACUCUACCAGAUCCUGAAGCUGGCACACCAGGAAAUGUCGCUGUCAUUCGUUAACCACAGACCAGUUGGUCAGACUGAAUGUCACUGUGAUGUUAAGCCACAGAAUAACAUUACCCCUCAUUCUUUUGCAUUUAGUGAAUUUAAAGACCAAAACCGCAGCUUGUGCUUAACUUUAAGCGAUUGUGAUCAUCAAAGUAAUGGCAGUGCAGUGUACCAUCCAGAAGACUCCAAGUCCAGUUGUAGUAUCCAUCACCACAAAGACUGUAACAGGGAAGGUCAGCAUGGUUCAAGCUACUGCUGUGUGCAGAAAUGCAGGAUGGAAACAUACACGGUUUUGUGCUCCAAGAGCCUGCACUGCAUGUCCUGCCAACGCCUGACUACAAGUUGUAUGAACAACAGAGCAAGUUCAUUUGCAUCCUCUCAUCCUUUAUCUCAAUCUCAUUCACUUUGCACUCCCUCCUCUGGUUUAUGCAUUUCCUCAUCAAUUUGUUGUAACCAACACAACUGCCACGCUUGUCCCAAACUUCCGAACCACACCUGUCUGACACAUGCCAGGCAUACAAGGGAAAAAGGUGCUGGAGAUGGGGAUCCUCCUUGUCCAGUCCUCAACAGAGAGCAGAGCCCUUCUCCACCCCCUCUCUCCCCUAUCCCCUCAGACAUCAGUAAGAAAACUGAUGAAAAACCACCUUUUCUCCUCUGUCACAGACAAGAGGAAGAAAUUGAAGUAAUUGUUAAAAGUGGUCCUGUGAGUCCAAGCCUCCAGGAAGCAGAUGUGGAGACAGCUACAGCACAUGAGCUAUACUCUAAAUCCCCAGAAAGUGGUCAGACUGAACAAAACCCAAGUGGGACUUUACUGCAAGUUGUUAUGAAUCGCUUCAGUGAGAAACUGGAGACAAUCAGACCUCUGGACAAGGACCCAACUCUGGUUUCUACAACCAUUUAUGUUUCUGAAAAGGAGCAACUGCCUUCUCCCUCAACCAGCCAGAACCAGUUACAUGGUGAUGCCCAUCUGACUGAAAUCAUCACGACUGUGCUUCACACAGGCAGUGCCAGUGACUACAGUCUCAGUGAGCUAUUCAAGCGCCAUGAUAAUGGAACUAAGUCACCUAAAACCCGCCUCCGUUGUCGCCAGGAGGUCCUUGCUGCUUUAGCAACGCCCGCUGAUGAUGCUUCAACUAGAAGGCAUACCCGACAAAUUAAACGGGAGCUUGCCAUGUUGGAUCAGUCCUGCAAUAAGAGAAAAGUGCCACCAGCAAAGAAGGCGAGACUGAAAGAUGACAAUGUCACUAUAACUACAUCAUGCACUAAGUCAGACCAACUUAAAAAUGUGUCUACAAGAGAUACUGAGGAUGGUGUAGAGAGUCAUAGUAUUAGUGAGGGAUCGCUGAACAUGCUUUGUGGAGAAAGUAGUAAAGUAGUGAAAGAAGAGAUGCAGACUGCAGCAGUAACAGAAGAAGUUCAGAUAAUUAAAGAAAGAGAAGAGAAAGAAAAGGAAAUAUCCAGGGAUGAAAACAGUUUCUCUCUCUCAGGAACUAUAGUACACACUUUUAACCUAGAGAGCAAACAUGGCGAGCAAGUCUCAAGUAGUGAUGCUGUCCUAAAUCAGGACAUAACAGGAACCGUGACCUCAGUAAAAUCAUGUGGUGGGCCUUGUGAGGAAAUUGGUGAGUGUAACGGUUCUGAACAUGGUAGCCAUGAAGAAGCCCCAUCAGGUCAAAGCACUAACACUGACACACCGGGUAAAGAUUUCCAUGGUAAAGACACACAGAUAUGUCAAUCGAAUCACUUCGAGGUGGUAAGAAGAUCCAGAAGAACAAUAGUCCCUCCACAGCGGUUCUCCUCCUAUGUCACAGAAUCCAGAAUAUCCAAGAUGUUUGUUGAAUGUUUCGCUAACAAAAUAUUUAACCAUGGAGCACUGAAGGACACAGAUUUGACAGCGAGCACCUUGCAUGCCUUAUCCAAAGAUCCAGAUGCAAAAGACAGUCAGCUUGAAUCAGAAAAAGAAGUGUCCUCAGAGGAGCACACUGGGAAGCUAAUCUUUGCAUCAACACAAAACAAGCAAUGUGAACCAUCCUGCACUCGGUCAAAAAAUCAACGCCAGGUUGUUCCACAAACGCUGGCUGCCAAAAAGAAUAGUCCUAAAAAACAACACAACUCUGACAACCGGACAGAUGACAAUGACUGUGCUGCCAUGCUUUCUGGAAGGCUACGAUCAUCUCCAAAAAGACUACAGCUCUCAAGACUGCACCAAAACCCAUCAAGUAUCAAGUCUGCUACAUGUGUUGAGAGCCCUCCCAGCACCCUGUACACUAGUCCAAUUAAGCUGAUGUUUUUUUCACCAGUAAAGGAUAAGAAAGGAGUCAAAUACAGUCUGAAGUCAGCAGGUUCUGGCUCUGGCACACAAGGAGGAGAAUCUUUUGACCCUUGUGAAGAGUCUUCAUGGUCAGGGACACCUGAGAAGCACAAAACCCAGAGCAGUGAGUCUGCAACAUCACAAGUAAAAUCUGUUCUUUCACCACGAAAAACUGCUACCUCACGGGAGGAACAAUCUGCUUCCUCGCCUGCUAAGUCUACUUCCUCGCCUGCUAAGUCUACUUCCUCGCCUGCUAAGUCCACUUCCUCCCCUGCUAAGUCCACUUCCUCGCCUGCUAAGUCCACUUCCUCGCCUGCUAAGUCCACUUCCUCGCCUGCUAAGUCCACUUCCUCACCUGCUAAGUCCACUUCCUCACCUGCUAAACCAGCUUCCCCGCUUGCCAAGCCAGCUUCCUCACCUGCCAAGUCUGCUUCCUCACCUGCCAAGUCUGCUUCCUCACCUGCCAGGUCUGCUUCCUCACCUGCCAAGUCUGCUUCCUCGCCUGCCAAGUCUGCUUGUUCAACACCCAGGUCAACUGCCAAGUCACCCUGUUCACCAUCUAAGUGUGCCUCUUCACCCAGGUCAACUUCCUCAUCACCUAAAAAUGGGUCAAGAAGAUCAGGUGAGGUUACUCCAAAUAAACGUGUAGCUGCAACUGGGAUCCAGGGAUCACCAUGUUUCCUUGAAACCACUCCUCCAAAAAGGCGUCCAGGCCGGCCAAAGAAGCUGGGACCCCAGCUGGAGCAAAAAGCUAAGAGGCCAAUAGGCCGACCUCGUAAGCUGAAGUCUGUGGAUUUAGUAACGGGGGCAAAAACUCUAAAUGGAAAAUGUCCUUUGGCGUCUGAUGCUGAGGAGAACGUAAACAGGAAUCUCAAAAUAACAGUCGUGUAUGGUCGUUCAAGGAGAAACAAACGUAUGGUGUCUGAGGGCUGUGGAGAGCUGCAAACAGAAUUCAAUGAUGCUUGUCAAGCAAUGGGUCUUAAAAGUGACUUGGGCAUUUUAUUGCACAAUUCUAAGACCCGCACAAGUAGUAUCAUAACAGCUUCAGAGGAACUAAAUUUUGUCAGCCCUGCGAAAGAGCCUUCAGCUCAAUCUAGCAGUAUCAUUAAAUGUCAGAAGCGGGGUGAUCCCCUACCCUCAAGGAAGCCAGGUCGACCUGCAAAAGUUAAAAUCUCUGGAAUCUCAGUUACUGUAACUACAGUUUCUCCUCGUCAACGUAAAAUUCAAAUAAACAAAGAUAAUGGGAACUCUUCCGAAACACUAAUUCACAAGAAAGUACUACCAGAAUUGAAAUCUGCCAAAGAGCCCAGGACAAUCAGUCACCAGUUACCAAGCCAGAGUCAGAUGGAGGAGGGGAUAGAGGCAAAGGAUGAAGGUAAAGACAAACACCAAAAUCAGCCUGUAGCAGUGCGACACUCAAUGAGAGUAAGAAAACCUUCAAUCCAUUUUCUCCAUGCUGUUGCCACCUCCACUCUCAGAUCCUACAAACAUAGCAAUGCUUUGCUACGACGCUCUAAACAACUACUGCUAACCAAGGCCAACAAUGAAAGGAGGCUGGAGGAGCAACAGAGUAGUGUAGUAGCGUCAAGAGAGGAAAGACAGCUCUGUAAUCAAGAGAGGAGUAGCAUCUCUCAGAACAUGAACAGGGCAGCAGGGGUAUCUGUGGAUUCAAUCUUUACCCCAAAAAAGACGCUACGGUGGUGGGCAGCAUCAGCUGAGGAAAAGUCAAUGAACCAGGAGCUUGCCAGGCGAAUACGAGUCAUCUCUGACACCUGGGUCUCAGACACUGUGGAGAACCAAGAAAAAGAAAUGCCCCUUAAUUGUAAACAAGGCACUAAGGGCAAGAGUGCAUUUACCAAGAAGUCAAAACAUUCCUCUGUGGUGAGAACACUGUUUGAUUGUUCACCUAACAAACCGAGGUCCUGUAGCAUGCAGCAGAUCUGCUCCUGGUUUAUGCAGACCACAGAGACACAGUCUCUCGCAAUUGUCAAGAAGGCAAGCUCUCGUAGUCCUAGUGAACUUCUACUCUUCCCUCGUUCCGCCAAUAAAAAAACCGUUUGUCCCAGUCCUCAGGCAGAGCGACUCCGCAAACACAUCAAAAAAUUUGCCAAAACUGUGCCAAAAAGUCCUUUGCAACAUCAAAGACUGUUGAGGAAGAGGAAUAGGGCAUGUCUGCCAACACAUAUUAGGCGACAACUUUUUACUUCCAGCUUUGUUAUGGACACAUUCAGUCGCCAAGUCCAGCGGUUGAGUGGUAGAGCAUCCAGUAAAUACCAGGACAUUCUGGUUAGAGCCAGGACAAGGUUUUUUACUCGGAAAGAAAGGGAGAGAUGGCUAAAGAGGCAGAGAAAUAGGAAACCCAUAAACAUUUCAAAAAGUUGCUCAAAUGGACAUGUAGUAACUGGACUAAAACUAAAACACAAAGCAUUUCGGAGAUGUGCAAAAGCUGGGUUCUCUGGCUGUUUGGAGAACGGUUCUACCACCAGUGGUCUUGACCAAACUUGGGAGCCUGUGGAUCUACACAAAGAGCAGAACCUCUGCUCUAAAGCCUGGAGUCCUGAGAGCCUGAAGGAGUGCCGAGUGUUUCUGAGGAAGAUCAACUCUCCAGACAACGAAUCAGCUGAGGAGGAGUGGGACUCCUGCACUGUGACACUGGAUGAUGGGUCACCUUCUGCUUUCCUCUUUUCGGGAAGGGAGAAGGAACUGGUAGGAGUUGUUAAAGCUGUGAAAACGGAACGGAAAAGGAGCAUGAACAGGAGGACUGCCUCGAGAGAGCGGGCAGGUCCUCAACCAAAACCAGUCCAGGAGCAUGAUGCAAUGCCAGCGGGGAGGCAGAAAGGCAAAUACAAAAGUCCCGGGGUCUCUUCUGAACCACCACAACCACCACCAGCGAAAAUGUUGAGACAAUCGCGAAUGAAGCGCCUAACUGGCCCAAGAUGGUGCGACUUUGUGUUGGAAAACUAAAUGAAGCAUGAGGACUCCUCAUCCUGGGAAAUGGACUGUGGUUUAACGUGGUGCCUUUGGACAGUAAGCUGACCACACGGACUGACCAUCCCACUCAUGGUUCAGUCUUAACACUCAGCAGUUAUGUAGCAGUCUAACUUAAAAGCUUGAUGUUGCACUAUUUUUAUCCAUGGGUAUGUAUGUACAGACUUUUUUUGUUUUUGUGGAUGAGGGGGUUCAACUUGCCUUUGUAUUUCUGAACGUGUAUGGUAGAACAAAUCAUUGCAUUAAGGAGAGUUUUAGCGGGAUACGUGCUUGUAGUGAGCCCUGGUAGAAAAUUGGAAAGACAGACGAAUCUGGACUGGACUAAGACGGUGGCGCCUCCCCCUGAAACAUACCUCAUUAUCGAGGCCAACAUCUCUGCCGGAAAAUGACCUAUUACUGUAGCGCUUUACCUGAAACCAGUAAAAGGUUUUAAUACCCUAGCUCUUAAGUCCAACAUAUCUUUUUUUUUUUUAUUUAUAGCAACUCUUACUUGAGCACUGUCUAAAUUUUAAAUUGCUAAUUUAAUAAUUUCUAUUAUAGGUUUGGUUUAAGUAAUAUUGAAAUUUAAUUUUAAGCAUUUUCUCAAUCCGAGCCUUUUUAAUUUUUCUUAGCAAUAUUGUUUUGAUGCUUCAGUCCUUGUUUUUUUGUAUUGCAAACAAAAAAACAUCAACCGGCUUCUAAUGAAGGAAUCUUUUGGAUCAGCUAACCCCAUCUUCACUCCCGUUGCUGUCCCAACUUUAAAAAUGUUUCGUGAACCACAGUAAUUGACCAUCAGUCUGUACUAAAACCAAUAUUAUUUUGAUUUUUAAUAUUUACCAGUUACCAGUUACUUCAUAUUCAGUUCCAUCGCCCCCAUCCCCCCAAAUGCAGAGGUGUAUGUGAAGUGAUGCAGAAGAUAGCAUUAUGCAGUCAUAGAACGUAGAUUCAGAUUAAUUAGUUGGUUUGUGGGAUCUGUCUAGUUUCAAUUCUAUAAUCUUUAUGUUUGUAUUUUUCACCCAAAACAUAUAUUAUAUGUCAGUGUCAGAUCUACUUCUUGCACUAUUCCAUUUGAGAUUAUUAAUCCCACUACACAGAUGAUUCCUCCCAUAUUUUGCACAUCCCAUGCCCCCACUACCACCCCCUACUGUAAAACUAGAGAAUCUGUUUGGUGCAAUACAAACCCAGAUGAUUUAUCAGUAUGUAGUUAUUAUUUUAUUGCUUGACAGACGAAUGGAUGUACACAAGUACCAAUGGCCUGGGAUGUUACUUCAGUUGUUUCCAUAGCCAUGUAAUGUGAUCUUAAAUGAUACUGCUAUACAAACUGUUCCCCCACCUGCUUUGUUCUCCUCAAUGAAGCAGAAAAAUAACACAUUUGUUACAAUAGCAUUUCAUUUUUUUUUUUUUUUUUAAUCAUAAAUGUAAAAGCAUUAAUCACUGGUGGGUGAUGUGUUGCUGUUUUCUGGAGUUUCCUUUUUAAGUUUCACCAGGAGACGCCUACCUCCACUGGUGCUCAGCUAGGCCUACUGCUCUUUUGCUUUCUUUCAGCUGUGUGAUAGACAGGGCCAGAGAGUUCAAUCGAUAAACACUAAUCUUGGAUCAGCAUCAUGUUUUCUUGUCAUCUGUCCAGAGGGCCGAGGUGUCCGGCUGUAGGUCAAAACUUAACCGUGUAGUGUGUUUUGUGCCUGACUACCUUGUAUGUGCGUCACUAUGGUUGCCAUGUCAACAGGAGGGAGGCGGGUUGGCUCGUCUUGUGAUUAAUAACCAUCAGCCCUUUGUUGGAGAACCUGGUGCUAAACAUCUGUUGUAUAUUUUCUGUAUUGUGUUUUUAUACUGUUGGUCGCAGAUGCAACAGACAGGUGUCUGUGACUAGAACAAUAAAGACUCUUUUGAAAUAA
Mugil cephalus (flathead mullet) is the source of this 8124-nucleotide messenger RNA. RefSeq names its product ligand dependent nuclear receptor corepressor-like (gene lcorl). The transcript has 8 exons. Bases 38 to 6226 code for a protein of 2062 amino acids. Gene Ontology annotation, biological process: regulation of transcription by RNA polymerase II. The record is from RefSeq and is a predicted model, not a curated record. Gene Ontology annotation, molecular function: DNA binding. Gene Ontology annotation, cellular component: nucleus. NCBI's taxonomy places the organism in Eukaryota, Metazoa, Chordata, Actinopteri, Mugiliformes, Mugilidae.